UAGCGUUUCAAAUUGCUUUUUCUUUCUAGGGUUUCUAAGUUGAUUUGAGUGAGUUUAUGGUGUAAAAAUCACAUCUUGGUGGUUUUCCCUCGCGUUUGUUGUCAGUGUUCGCGGAAACUGAGCUCAAAGUUGUGUUCUUUUAGUGUCUAAAUCUUCCAAAAACCGCACCUUUUUCCCUCCAAAUCAGGCUAGAUUGUGAAACUACUGUGAUCUUAGUUGCGUAGCAGUUUGUAUUCUUUCUAGUUUUAGAUUUGCACAAGCGCUGUUGAGUCUUAGCUCUGCAAAAAAGUUUGAAGCUUGGAAUCAUGGAGGUGAGAUCCGAGACUGGAAUGAUCUCCAGUAGGGAGCCAUUCAAUGUUGGUUUGCAGAAAAGUCCAGUUCAGUCACCACCCUCAAUGCAAAACAUGCGCUUGGCUUUCACUGCUGAUGGCACAGCCAUUUACAAGCCAAUUAAUAGUUCUCCUCCUUAUCAAGGAGUUACCGCCGGCGGCGGCGGCGGUGGUGGAGGUGGAGGUGGAGGUGGAGGUGGAGGAGGAGGAGCAGCAGGUGGUGAAGGAGUACCACCAGCUCCGGUGGCAUCAACUCAUGGCCUUAACAUAAGCAUGGGGGAACCGAUGAAGCGAAAGCGUGGGCGGCCAAGGAAAUAUGGGCCUGAUGGCACCAUGGCUCUUUCCUUGACCCCUGUGUCCCCCGGUGCUGGUUCUGGUGGCUUCUCGGUAUCUUCGAUCCGGUCUGGAAGUCCCGGAGACUCCUUGAAGAAGUCGAGGGGCCGGCCACCUGGUUCGGGCAAGAAGCAGCAAAUGGCUGCCCUUGGAUCCGCCGGAAUUGGAUUUACUCCACAUAUUAUUACUGUGAAAGCUGGAGAGGAUGUAUCUUCGAAGAUCAUGUCAUUUUCUCAGCAUGGACCUCGUGCUGUUUGCAUUCUUUCUGCAAAUGGUGCUAUUUCCAAUGUCACUCUUCGUCAGGCAGCUACAUCUGGUGGAACAGUUACUUAUGAGGGCCGGUUUGAGAUUUUGUCACUAUCUGGCUCAUAUCUUCUAUCUGAGAGUGGUGGUCAGCGUAGUCGUACUGGUGGGCUUAGCGUAUCUCUUGCUGGUCCAGAUGGACGUGUUCUAGGUGGUGGAGUUGCAGGGCUUCUAACUGCAGCUUCCCCUGUGCAGGUGGUUGUGGGAAGUUUUCUUGCUGAUAGGCGAAAAGAGCCCAAGUCGACCAAUUUUUCUGAUCCUGCGUCAGCCCCAGGGAAGAUUGCUCCUAUUGGCAUGGCAGGGCCAAGUAGCCCCCUUUCCCGGGGCACACAGAGUGAAUCCUCCGGUGGCCCUGGAAGCCCUCUGAACCAGAGCACGGGAACGUGCAAUAACAACAAUCAACAAGGCUUGCCGAGCAUGCCAUGGAAAUGAUAACCAUUUAGUCAUCCCUCUGUAAAACUAGAUGUAGCUUAGCUCUGAAGCGCAUUUGGGACAAGUUUGAGUUUCUGACCAUCCCCAUCUACUGAUGUAUCGAAGCACACCAGUGUUGUACCAUCAUCAUGUGUGAGAUUAGAGGUAGAAGCAUGUAGUUUUUCAUUUGGUCUUUUUUCUUUUCCUUUAGAUUGUGAGGAUGUUAUGUUGGUGAGGUGGUGUAUGCUGAUGUCGAGCUUGUAUUAGUUAUCAGUGUAAUGUGUCGUUAUUUCUGGAAGAUAUUGUAUGCUGAUGUUCGAUGUAUUAGAGAUAUCAUCAGAAUGCGUUGGUUUUCCCUUGUGUUUC
Molecule: messenger RNA, 1742 nt
Organism: Dioscorea cayenensis subsp. rotundata (Guinea yam)
Lineage: Eukaryota; Viridiplantae; Streptophyta; Magnoliopsida; Dioscoreales; Dioscoreaceae
Product: AT-hook motif nuclear-localized protein 10
Exons: 5
Coding region: 306-1397 (363 amino acids)
Molecular function (GO): minor groove of adenine-thymine-rich DNA binding
Source: RefSeq, a predicted model, not a curated record